Molecule: messenger RNA, 402 nt
Organism: Orbilia oligospora ATCC 24927
Lineage: Eukaryota; Fungi; Ascomycota; Orbiliomycetes; Orbiliales; Orbiliaceae
Exons: 1
Coding region: 1-402 (133 amino acids)
Source: RefSeq, a predicted model, not a curated record
AUGAAGUUCUCCAUUCUCGCUGCUGCCUGCGCUAUCGGUGCUCACACUGUCGCCGCCGCACCAACCGCUGAACCAGUCGCUGACAACUCCGUCAACAAUUUACAAGCCAGAGAAAACAAUGGAGCUUCAUGCUUCUAUCGCUCACCAGCGGCACCUUGGCGGGAGUUCACGAUCAUAACUUCGGGUCCAUGGACACGAGGCAAUUGGGGUCGAGGCCUUUUGGACAACCUUCGUGGACAGUGCGGUAUUAUUACCGACUGGACAUUUGAAUACAAUGGCUCCAAUGGUAACGGCAGGGCUACUUUCAAGACCGAUCUGGUACACCCAGCUAAAUGCGUUAAAGACGCGAUCUGGUUGGCUAGCGGUCCAACCAACAUCGACGCUUACUGUCCCAACGUCUAA